Molecule: messenger RNA, 264 nt
Organism: Sporisorium graminicola
Lineage: Eukaryota; Fungi; Basidiomycota; Ustilaginomycetes; Ustilaginales; Ustilaginaceae
Exons: 2
Coding region: 1-264 (87 amino acids)
Source: RefSeq, a predicted model, not a curated record
AUGUCGAUGGCACGGCCUGUGGUCGGCAGCGGCCUCGCAAGCUGCUGCACGGUAGUAUCGGUAUUUGGCUCCGUUAUUCUUGCCAUCUUCGGCUAUGGUUUUUCGCACAACUGGCCGGCACUCAUGGGCAGCACCGGCGACCCUGAAGAUGGUCUCGCCGUGGGACAGGCUUGCUAUAUUGCCGCCUUCAUCUAUCUCGGCUUCAUUGCAUUCUGCGGCUGCCAGCUUGGGGUGCAUCGAAGAUAUAGCCGCAUUCAGCUCUAA